AUGCGCAAGUGCAAAGUUUUCGUGGGAAAUUCCCAUCCAGAUUUGGGGAAGCUCGUUUGCGAGCGUUUGGGUAUCGAACCGGCACCAUGCACGUUGAAAAAGUUCGCGAACGGUGAAACUUCGGUUCAGAUCGGCGCCUCGGUACGUGAUGAAGAUGUGUAUGUUAUCCAGUCUGGAUCUCCUUCAAUCAACGAUGAUAUCAUGGAACUGCUGAUUUUGGUUUCGGCCUGCAGAGGCGGGUCAGCUAAAAAAAUCACGGCCGUGAUUCCCCAGUUUCCUUACUCUAAGCAGUGUAAGAUGAAAAAACACAGAGGUGCCAUCACUGCACGCAUGUUAGCCAAUCUGCUCAUCAUGGCCGGUGCCGAUCACGUGGUGUCGAUGGAUUUGCACGCUUCGCAAAUGCAGGGCUUUUUCAGCAAGCCGGUCGACAACCUUUACGGUGGCCCCAGUCUUGCGAGAUGGAUCCGUGAAAAUGUGGAGCACUACCAAGAUGCGGUAGUUGUAUCUAAGAAUCCUGGUGGCACUAAAAGAGUGACGGCUUUAGCAGACUCUCUCAAGAUAAAUUUUGCCAUGAUUCACACAGAUCGCCGGCGCUCCAAGGAUCUCUAUGCUCAGAACCGCGACAGACAGCAAUUGAUGCUAAGAAAACAGUCGAUGCUUCGGAAAAAUAAGCCCAUUAUCAGACCCGGAGAGGGCCCAGACGAGGAAGAGAAUAUCAUUCUGACGAACGGAAUACAAACCGCGAGAAUAGUGAAAGGGCACGUUGUCGAUGACGACGAUUACUCCGAGGAAGAAUGCGUAAUGGAGACAGAUUCUGAGUCGCACGACUCCGUGAGUGAUUCUUACGCCCUUGGUGGCACAUACGAUGCGGUCGAUUCUGAUGAAGAAGACGAAGCGGAGAAUGGACAACAAGAAAAGUUGAUUACCCUUGUUGGAAAUGUUAAUGGCAGAUCUGCGAUCAUUCUAGAUGACAUGGUCGACAGGCCGGGCUCUUUCAUCAGUGCUGCUGAACAUUUAAUUAAAAACUGCGGAGCCAAAAAAGUUUACGUUGUUGCUACGCACGGCUUGUUUACGGGAGAUUGCCUAGAAAGACUCGAGCAAUCCGAUGCUAUCCAUCAGAUUGUCGUCACUAACACAUAUCCGAUCUCUAGCAAUCGUCUUGACAGAUCCAAGAAACUGGUCACAAUUGAUGUAUCGUCCAUUUUUGCCGAAUGUAUCCGUCGUGAUCACUACGGUGAGAGCAUUUCUGUUCUUUUCGAUUCUUUAGCUUCGCUUUGA
Molecule: messenger RNA, 1278 nt
Organism: Lachancea mirantina
Lineage: Eukaryota; Fungi; Ascomycota; Saccharomycetes; Saccharomycetales; Saccharomycetaceae
Source: the annotation of a GenBank genome assembly